AUGGAGACACUUUUCUUCAUUAUUGCUCUUCAUGUGUCAGGAUUCACAGUUCUGGCACGACCUCAAGCUAAAAAUGUGGCAUUGUAUGGAAAGGCCACACAAUCAGACCUAAUUGACAACUCAUGGUCAGGGUACAGUGAUGCCCACAAUGCCAUUGAUGGAAAUCGUGACUCACAUUUUCAUCAUGGAUCCUGCACUGCUACUGAUAGACAAACGAAUCCCUGGUGGAGGGUUGAUCUUUUGAGCCCGUACAUAAUCACCUCUGUCGUCAUCACCAACAGAGGAGACUGCUGCUCUGAGGAACUAAACAGGGCUCAGAUUCAUAUUGGCAACUCCCUGCUGGACAAUGGCAAUAGCAAUCCAUUGGCAGGGGUCAUAUCCUCCAUCCCAGCUGGCAGAUCCCUUACCCUCAGAUGGGAUAAUGGGAAUGCGGAGAUACAGGUCUUCAACAAACUCCACCACUCCACACAUGGGAAUGAUGCAUAUUAUUUGGUAGUAGAUAAUUUGGUGUUCUUUCAUUGUUUCCAUGCAGGUGAGAAUGUGGCUUUAAAAGGGAAAGCAACGCAGUCAGAUCUUUAUGGAAAUGGAUUUGCAAACAAUGCCAUUGAUGGAAAUCGUGACGGCAUAGAUGGUCAUGGUUCCUGUACUCACACAGAAGCUCAUCUCAACCCUUGGUGGAGAGUGGAUUUGCUCCAAAAUCAUAAAGUCUUCUCUGUGGUAAUCACCAACACUGUGGAUAACAUUCCCAGUAGACUGAAUGGAGCUGAAAUACGAAUAGGAAAUUCUUUGGAGCAGAAUGGUAUCAACAACCCCAGAUGUGCAGUGAUCUCCUCUAUUCCUGCUGGAUUCUCUGAGACCUUUGAAUGUCAUGGGAUGGAGGGACGCUAUGUUACCGUGGUGAUUCCUGGACGUACAGAGUAUCUAAUACUCUGUGAAGUGGAGGUAUAUGGAUCACCACUGGACUAA
Alosa sapidissima (American shad) is the source of this 966-nucleotide messenger RNA. RefSeq lists its product as uncharacterized. Lineage: Eukaryota; Metazoa; Chordata; Actinopteri; Clupeiformes; Clupeidae. The record is from RefSeq and is a predicted model, not a curated record. The coding region runs from base 1 to 966 and encodes 321 amino acids. The transcript is spliced from 5 exons.